This is a messenger RNA of Microthlaspi erraticum, 495 nucleotides long. The record is from the annotation of a GenBank genome assembly. Lineage: Eukaryota; Viridiplantae; Streptophyta; Magnoliopsida; Brassicales; Brassicaceae.
AUGAAGCAAUGCGCCAAAGAUAACAAAAACCUUGGUUUCAAGAUGGAUAGCAUGCAUGAUCAUCUUCAAAGGAGUAACCAGGAGCUGUAUGAGAGAUUUAUCAACCUCUCUAAUCAUGUUAAGAUGGUGGAAGUGCAAGUUUCCCAAAUUGCAGAAGGAUCCAAGAGACAAGCCAAUGUUCUUCCGGGAAAAGUGGAGGAGAACCCUAAGCGUGAAGAUGAUGAGCCUAUUUCAAAAGCACCACAUCAAAGGAGGCUUAAGAAGAGAGAAGAUCCAGUGAAGUUUAUCUUCCCUUGCACAAUCAAUGGUAUUGACUUUAUUGACUCUUUGUGUGAUACAGGAUCUACAGUGAAUCUCAUGUCUAAAAUCAUAGCAAAGAAGCUUGGGAUUGUAGAGAUGGAGCCUCCUGGAAAGAUGCUCAAGUUUGCAGAUGCUUCUAGCACAACUCCAUAUGGCUUUGUGCGUGAUCUAGAGAUGCAAGUAGGGGAUGUCUAG